CAGAUUGAAAGACUGCAGCUCAGUAAGAUCACUCCGCCUAAUUGACCCUGGAGAGGGAGCCGCUGCACCUGCCUUCACGCUUCUUCUCCCUCCGCCUCCACUGGACUCAUCAUCUCCUCCCACAGAGUGGAGCAGCUGCAGCAUCUCGAGCUGUAUGUCUGUGACGGCUGCUCAGCGCCGGCGAGGAUAUUUUACCGAUGCUCCUCAGCUAACGUAACGAUUGUCAUACAACUGCUUGAGACACCAACUGAAGCAAUGGGAGCAUUUGGAGUGAUGAUACGGAUUUUACAAUACGUGGGACUUUAUUUUCAACUUAACGCAGCUCUCAACGUCAAACAAGGAGAGGUGGAUAAUGGCAUCUCUGGAAAUGCUCUCUUUACAGAGGUGCCGCAUGACAUCACAACAAAAAGCGGUGAGGAUGUAGAGAUGGCAUGCUCCUUCCGUGGGGCGGGGUCUCCUUCCUACUCCCUGGAGAUCCAGUGGUGGUACAUCAAGGACCACAGAGGCCGGCAAGAGAAGCCUGCUUGGAUCACUAAUAAUGUUGCACCCCUGGAGGAAAAUUCCAAAGACGCCUCCAAAAUUAGUGUGGUAAAAGUAGCCGGCAGCAACAUCUCCCACAAGCUCCGUCUCUCCAGCGUCAAGCCGUCAGACGCGGGCACGUACGAGUGUCGCGUCAUUGACUUCAGCGUCACGGUGGCGCAGCAACACCGAGUCCGCGCGUACCUUCGGGUGGAGCCAGAGGGGAGGAGUCAGGGACGUGAGGACUUGAAGCUGCAGGAGGCAGGACAGCGUUCACGGGGGAACCAUCCCCACACCCGUCACCAGACGCAGGGCGAGGAACUGAAGAGGCGAUCAGCCAGUAGCGCCUCGGUUUGUAAUGAGAGCUGCGUGCUGUAGAGCGGCCGGUCUGUCUGCGUGUUCAUGAUGCCUCAGAGAGGAGGCGUCGGACAUAACUGUGCGCUUUGUGUCUCACUAGUAAAUCUAUAUGUGUAUCUAAUAUUGUUUUUUGGAUGCCAGUGCCACUGAGAGGCACAAUAUUUGAUUUUCUUCUUGUUGCUUUUUUGUUGUUGUCCUUGUACAUUAUAGCUUUAGCUAAUUUGCAUAUGAAGUCAAUUUUGAGUUGGGUUAUAGUUAGGCAGCAAUCGGAUACCUUUGUGUUGGUGUUUUUUUUUUUUGUCAGAGCAUUUUUCAAUGACCCAAACUUAUUCUCAGUUAAAAAAAACAGACAGACUUAUUAGAGAUGGAGAAACACAAUAAACCAUUUUCUGCAAUGAACUCCUUUUAUUGUUUUACCAAAUUUGCAAAAAGCGGCAGUUUGUUUUAUUUUAAAACAUUUUAAAAUUGCAUUUCAAUAAUGUCAUUUAUUUAAACAUAACAGCAUACUGUAGUGUUAUCGUUCUUUUGACUGUGUUGUAUUGCUGUUUGGGAUCUGAUCUGUCCAAUACAUCCCUUUGAAACGACUGGUCUUUUUUAUAUUGUGGUAUGCAGUAUUGUAUUACAUUAUAAACAAGUUUUUGUAGAUU
Gasterosteus aculeatus aculeatus (three-spined stickleback) is the source of this 1523-nucleotide messenger RNA. RefSeq names its product V-set and transmembrane domain containing 2 like b (gene vstm2lb). The record is from RefSeq and is a predicted model, not a curated record. NCBI's taxonomy places the organism in Eukaryota, Metazoa, Chordata, Actinopteri, Perciformes, Gasterosteidae. Gene Ontology annotation, cellular component: membrane.